AAAAAAUUUAUUCCAACGCAAAGAACGCAAAGAUGGAGGCCUUAUUAACCAAGCAGGGUGUCUACAUGAGAGAUCCAGCAUAUGUUGAACAACUGGUGAAGGAAAUUGUCUCAGCAGGAAAAGACAAGUUACAGGUGAUUGCAGACUUUGAUAUGACCCUAUCACGUUUCUCAAUCAAUGGGAAGAGAUGCCCCACGUGUCACAGUGUGCUAGAUGACAGUUCUGAACUCCCAGAGUCUUAUAAGACCACAGCCCAUGGGUUAAGAGCUAAAUACUAUCCUAUAGAGAUUUCCACAGAGAAAACUACUGAAGAAAAGAUACCAUAUAUGGUGGAUUGGUGGACCCAAGCUCACGACCUCCUGGUCACAUGUAAUCUUACAAAGUCAAAGCUCAGAGAUAUUGUGAGGGAUUCUGAAAUAGUCUUAAGGGAUGGCUGCAACUGGUUCUUAGAUGAAUUGCACAAACACAAGCUUCCUCUGCUGAUUUUCUCGGCUGGUGUUGGGGACAUCAUCAUAGAAGUUCUACUACAUCAGCAUGAAAUGUAUGAAAACAUUAAGAUUGUCUCAAACUUCAUGAACUUCAAUAACCAAGGUGUCUUAACUGGCUUUAAAGGAGAACUGAUUCAUACUUACAACAAGAACAAAAGUGCUAUACAUAAAUCAGACUAUUUUGAAAAACUUGCAAAAAGAGAGAAUGUGAUUUUACUUGGAGACUCUGUAGGAGAUCUAAGGAUGGCUGAUGGAUGUAAAUAUUCCAAGAAUGUGCUCAAAAUAGGAUUCCUCAAUGAUAAGGUUGAGGAGCGAAUGGAUACAUACAAGAACUUGUACGAUAUAGUGCUGGUCGCUGAUGAAACCAUGGAUGUUCCUAACAGUAUACUACGAGAAGUAUUCAGAAUGUAGUCUCCAUACUGUAGUCUACAAGUGAUAUAUAAAUAUGAUAGUCUACUCACAAAACCAUAUAUUGUGUCCAUAUCUCCCAAUACUCACCAAAUUUGGCCCCUAUACAUUAAUUGUCUGUUUAACAGAUUUUAGGGGAAAUAAGGCCCUAUGACCAAGCUUUUUUAUUCUUCAUUUUACUCUAGAUUUCAAAAAUACAGAGGCUUGUUGAAAUCAUAAAAAUGUGAGGUUUGACAACUUGACAGAAUAAAGGGAAAAAGUCUGUCAAACAGACAUUUAAUUUGUAAUGGGCCAACUGAGGACAAUCAUCAAAACAUUUUUAAUGUCUCAUCUUAAGUUUUUAGUUAUUCUUUAGCUAGUAACUAUCAUUAUGGCAAAAUGGCCAACCUAACCUUAGUAAAACUUUAAUAACAGACGCAAAAGGGGCUAAAUAGUGGUUAUUAUAGUAUACAUAAAAAUGGUAUGUGAAUAGUGUGCAUAAAACUUUAGUUCAGUAUGAACUUUUUAAUGAUUGAAUUGAUACUCUGACAGAUAAUUUUAGCAAGAAGCCCGGUGACUCAUAGUCUAAAGAUGGCAGGCACAGCAUUGUUCUUUUGCAGUUCCUCUUGUAUGGGUUAACAUACAAAUAUUGCUCAGCUUAAUCUACCUUGCAAUAUUCAAAAUGAAACAAUUAUCUGUGCAUGCCCUAUAUGAGUCCAAACAACAGAUACUUGUUGUUCUAGUAUUAUUGCUGUAACAGCAACAUAGUCGAUAUUUUGAUAUAUCACACUCUCCGCCAUGUAAUAAUGCAAUCCAUCAUUAUAGCCUGAGAUGUGAUAAUUGGUAUUAUCAGUUGUAAUGUAGAUUCUUGAGGAAAUAUUCAUAUAUUAUAAAAGACAAAUUAACCAAGUUUAUUAUCUCCAUCUAUUGAGUAUCUCUGUCAUAAGAGCUUGUAAGAAUGAAUCUAUAAAGUUUAGGACUGUCAAUAGAUGGCACAGUAUUCAGUGGUUCAUUUAAUUAUACAGGGUGUUUAUGUGUCUGAUCAAUUGAUCAAUCUUAAUUCCUUUCACUGUCCCCUCUUCCCUCAAAUGUUUCCAUUAAACAUAUUUUAGUAGGGAAGGGAAGAAUCCAUGUACAGUUAAGUUAUUUAAUAUUUUAAUAUUGGUUUUAUUUGGAAGUUUCAUGUAGUAUCCAAUCCUACAUACUCAUGCAACAUAUGUAGAUAUGAAUCAAAUAUGUUUUAGUACAAAUAGAUAACCUGCGAAAACAGUGUGAAUUGUGCCUAUGACAUUAUAUUUAUUGGGGAUCGCACAACUCUUGCGAGAUUUUCCUCGCAAAAACUCUUUUUGGUAAAAAUGGAUUCUGUAAGAAUUACAAUCAUUUCCAAAGUGCAAAAAACAUCAUAUGUACAAUUUUUAAAUUGAGAACAUUGUU
Owenia fusiformis is the source of this 2309-nucleotide messenger RNA. NCBI's taxonomy places the organism in Eukaryota, Metazoa, Annelida, Polychaeta, Sabellida, Oweniidae. The record is from the annotation of a GenBank genome assembly.